Messenger RNA from Boeremia exigua, 2307 nucleotides. RefSeq names its product general substrate transporter. Bases 346 to 2031 code for a protein of 561 amino acids. Lineage: Eukaryota; Fungi; Ascomycota; Dothideomycetes; Pleosporales; Didymellaceae. Gene Ontology annotation, cellular component: membrane. Gene Ontology annotation, molecular function: carbohydrate:proton symporter activity. The record is from RefSeq and is a predicted model, not a curated record. Gene Ontology annotation, biological process: carbohydrate transport; transmembrane transport. The transcript has 3 exons.
CGUAGUGCGCAGACCAAUCGGAUUCCGGGCAAGCGGCACCACCGACCCCAUGGGGAUCAAUCCCCGCAUCUUGGCCCUCGUGGCGCCUUCACCCUUCCUGGGCGUGACCAUCUGCCUCGCUUACACGACUUAUUCCAAGAAAUUUCGGGGGAGUGGUGGCCGAAGGCAGGGCAUAUAUAUCCCUAAUACACACACCCCUUGUACACCUCAGCACUCUGCCCUUUUCCUCUUUCCUCCUCACCAGCAUCGACUGGUGAAUCUGCAUCGCGAAUUUUUCGUAUCGCGUCAGAUUCUUGGUGAAGCUCGCAAGCCAACUGCCCUUCAUCUUACUGGGCUGUUAUCACAAUGGCUACAGUGCAGGACCCCGCGAUGGCGGAGACAGGGCCACGACCAGUGACAUCUGAUGGCGGCAUUCACUUGACGCAGCAUCAGCUCGUCGAGAACGCUGUGGCAGCCUCCGAGGCCGAGACCAAACUCCCCCGUAUGGAACUUUUCAGGAAAUACCGCCCCGCCGCCAUCUACUCUGCCCUUCUGUCUAUGGCUCUGAUUAUGGAGGGAAUGGACGUCGGUCUGAUCAACAACUUUUUCGCUCAUCCUGCCUACCAAAAGAGGUUUGGCAACACCAUCGAUGCGAAAGGUGUAAAGGUUGUCUCGACCCAAUGGCAAACGAUCAUCGGUGCCGGUAACAACGUUGGCUCGAUCAUCGGUCUCCUGCUCAACGGUUAUCUCCAGUCCCGCUUCGGUUCUCGCAGGGUGUACUUGGGCGCAAUGGUCCUCAUGACUGGCACCAUCUUCGUCCUCUUCUUCGCACAGAGCGUUGAGAUGCUCCUUGCUGGUAACAUCCUGUGUGGUAUCCCAUGGGGAAUUUUCCAGACUCUUACCACCGCCUACGCUGCCGAAAUUGCCCCGACUGCUAUGCGUGGAUACCUGACCGCCUGGGUGUCUAUGUGCUGGGGUGCUGGUUCCUUCCUGGCUGCUGGUGUGCUUAAGGGCACCAUCACCAUCCAAGGCGACGCGGGCUGGAAGAUCCCCUAUGGUCUCCAGUGGAUGUGGAUUCCUCCUCUAUUUGCCGUUGCCUGGUUCGCUCCAGAGUCACCUUGGUACCUCAUUCGCCGCGGCAAGAUCGAGGAGACUGAGAAGAGUCUGCGUCGCCUGGCCAGCCCUGGUCACUACACCGAGCAGUCGAUGCGCGAGACCCUUGCCCUCAUGAAGCACACCAAUGAAAUGGAGAAGCUGGAAGCCAAGAACGCCAGCUACGCUGACUGCUUCCGCGGUGCGAAUAAGCGCCGCACGAUGAUCGUCUCCAUGGCCUGGAUCAUUCAGAUCUUCAACGGUCAGUCCAUCACCAACUACGCCGCCCAAAUGCUCCGCAAUAUCGGCAUGAGCCCCACCGACGCCUUCAGCUACACGAUGGGAAUCCAGUCAGUCAACAUUUUCGCCACCGCGAUCGCGAUUGCCCUCAUGGGCUCAGUCGGCCGCCGCACCUUCUACCUUUACGGUUCGUCAUCUAUCGGCCUCUGCAUGCUCAUCGUUGGUAUCUUGGGCUUUGCCAUAAAAUCGGCCAAGGACGUCGCCAUCCCCGUUGCCGUGUUCCUCAUCUUCGUACAGAUUGCGUUCAAGAUCUCGCUCGGCCCGACCACAUACGUUAUCGCUGGUGAGAUGGCCUCGUCUCGUGUCCGCGCCCAGACCAUCGUCAUUGGUCGCUCGCUCUACGUGUGCGGCCAGAUUGUUGUGCAGCAGCUCAACCCCCGCAUGCUCAACAACGAUAAGACUGCAUGGAACUGGGGUGCGAAGACGGGCUUGUUCUACUUCGGCUUCUGUUUGAUCUGGGUCAUCUGGAUCUUCUUCUUCCUGCCCGAGACCAAGGAACGCAGCUUCGCUGAGAUCGAUUACCUGUUCAAGAAGGGGGUAUCUGCUCGCAAGUUCCGCACUGCUCAGGUCGACUUGUUCGAGUUCACGCCAGAGGAGAAGAUUUCCGACGAUUACGAUACAAAGGAUGCCGUGGAGAGGAUCGAUGAGAUCCGUGCUUAAAUUAGCUGGACAACCUGGUAUAUACUGUAGCUGCUCGCUGGUAUCUAAUGAGUAUUAUGUAAAGACGUAAUACAGCCUCAGUCCCUGUUCAAGUCUGUUCUCUGCACAAGAAUAGCUGUGUGUCUCUGAUGCUCUGGAAUCGCUGCCAGAGGGUAUUGCUUACAAUGUGAAUGGGACAACCACACAGUACAGCAACUUAGGAAAUUCCUCGGAGCGCAACCACAAGAGGCGCGAUCAUGCAUCAGUAUGGAUGCCACGGAGCUUCCAGUGUUGUCG